This is a messenger RNA of Rhincodon typus (whale shark), 1087 nucleotides long. RefSeq names its product calcium-activated potassium channel subunit beta-2 (gene s100p). Gene Ontology annotation, molecular function: potassium channel regulator activity; calcium-activated potassium channel activity. NCBI's taxonomy places the organism in Eukaryota, Metazoa, Chordata, Chondrichthyes, Orectolobiformes, Rhincodontidae. Bases 82 to 984 code for a protein of 300 amino acids. Gene Ontology annotation, cellular component: voltage-gated potassium channel complex; membrane. The record is from RefSeq and is a predicted model, not a curated record. The transcript is spliced from 6 exons. Gene Ontology annotation, biological process: potassium ion transport; detection of calcium ion.
CUUGCCCUGAGCGCUCCUGCAACGCUCGGACUGGCCACUUGUGGCGCUGCACGAGGGGAGGUGUAAGGCCUCAGGCUAUCGAUGGCGACUGGAGGGAGAUUGUCCAGAAAUCACAUUUCUAGUAAAUUUUCACAAGUACCAGGGUCUCUAACAUAUCCAAACAGGACGAGAAGAAGAUGCUGUCAAAUUUGCAUUCUUUUGGAAAAGGUGGAGAAACAGGCAGAGACAGCGUCUUUCAGUGAUGUAACUAUAUCCAGACAUGCAGCAUUACAGAAUUGUCACUGCACAGUAGGAGGCCAUUCGGCCCACCGUGUCUGUGCCAGCUCUCGAAAUUAUAAAAAAGUAACAGGACGUGAAGCUUUGGAGAAAUGUAAAAUGGUGUCUGCCCUGAAAGCAGGAGAGGACAGGGCCAUAUUUCUGGGCCUGGGAAUGCUGGUGUGCUCGAUAGUGGUUGCAUUCCUUUUAGCAUCGAGAUUAGUUCAAUCCCACAAAGACAGUGUUUGGACACAGGAAUCGACAUGCACUGUCCUUGAAACCAGAAUUACAAAUUGUAAGAAAUGCAUACACAACUGCGUGUCAAAAUGUUGGAAGCCAUCAGAGUAUCCUUGCGUGCAAAUAUAUGUCAAUCUAUCCUCAACAGGGUCGAGGGUUUUGCUACACCACACACACGAAAGUGUGCGCUUUAAUCCGGAGUGUUUCUGUGCUACAAAGUGUAGUAAGAAUCGUGCAGAAACUGAAAUGCUCAUAGCUUCUAUUACGGAAAAUAGCACGCAAUUCCAGCCUAUUUCUUUUCCUUGUUACUAUGACCCAGAAGGACGACAAAAUAAUGUUCUCUUGACAAGGUUUGAUUUGUCUAAUGCUAUGUUACAUUUGUCUUUUUGGCCUUCUUGUAUAUUUCUUGGUGGAAUUGUAAUUAUUGUCAUGGUAAAACUGACACAGUACCUGUCUUUGCUCAGUGAACAGUCACAGAUGAGAAAAAAAUAGCCUGUUUUCUCCUAAGUUCCUUAAGAAUUUACAUGUAAAAAUGUUACCAGAAAAGAAUUCCAUUUCUCUGUUACACAUUUUCAAAUAAAUUUUACUAGAAUGU